CAAAGCACCCGUACUAUAAUCGCAUGAAUACGGGCAUAACAGCAUCCGAACGCGUUGUUUCGACAGUGUUGCAAACAAUGGUCAACUUCAAUGCAGAUUUUUGCUAGAAAAGGGGAAUUAUAUAGCUAGAACUGUCGACGAAAAGCUCCACAUGGCAGGUAGUAGACUAGAGAGAUUUGGAACGGUAUUCACAAGGGUUAGAGACCUGAUACGCUCUGGAGUCAUAAAGCCAAAGGAAAAACCUCUCUGGUAUGAUGUGUACAAGAUUUUUCCACCAAAGAGGGCCCCACUUCAUGUGAAACCAGUUACCAGCCCUUCUGCUAAGAAACAGGAAAUUGUGCCUGAAAUCUUCUACAGUGAGGAUAAAAUUAGAACGAGAUUCUAUGAGCAGUAUGGGAGAGGUUUGCGGGCUCUUGAUCUCUCCAAAUCGAACUUUGUUUCUACAUGUCAGAGGUUUGUUGACAAGUACAGAGAGUUAAAAAGCCAUGGCACGCUGGAUAACUCCUCUUUGUUUGAAGAGACUGCGAAGGCUUUACUUAAAGAAGGUGUCAUCCUGAGAAGGCGAGGAGCUCCUCCUCUGGUUCCAGCCUCUCAGCACUCUCUCAUCCAACCCUGGGGAACAGCACUUAGAAGGGAGGGCUUCUUCUCUACUACAUGUGUACUAAAUGUAUUUCCCUGUUCUCUCACCUUUCACCUAAUGAAUUCUCUUAGUGACUGUGAACACAACCUUGGCUGAUAUUAUAUAGUUAUAUUGGAUAUAAUAUCAGUAUUAAUAUUAAUAUUGUUUUUAGUCUCACACGGUCCCAAUUACCCACCUUCCAUAGGAUUUAAUGUUCCUUCACCUUGAAGCUUCUAAUACUGUCGCCAUUUUUAACUAAACACUGUCUAGACUAAUAAAUUCUUAAGCUGUUAUUCAACAAUAAUGAUACAUAACAGUUACCCUACCCUUUACAUUGUAAGAUGGUGACAGAUGUACCCUUACCCCCCCUCCUUGAUUCAGAGAUGGUCUUUCCCUUUUCACGUAAAUGGCCUCCUUGACUCUCUGCUCAAACCAGCGUUUGUCUCUGUUUAGCUGGAGGUUGUUUGGUUUCCCCAAUGUCUAAAUCAUAUCAGUUCUCCUGGCACUGGCAAUGGGAGACCCAGUCCUUGGGGUAGACCAAUAUUUGGCACAGCGUAUUUCGGUGUUUAAAAGCCACUGAGACACGGUGUUUAGAAUAAAUGCGUCUUAAUUGUUUCGAUACUUUUUCUCCUGUGAAAAAGGCCUAACCCAGGGAUUUCUCUGGAUAAAGGGAAAGUGAGGGGAAGUUUUACUCAUUUUUUUUGUUUCAGAAAUGCUCUUUCAAUGUUUUUCAAAAUGUCUGAAAUUAUUUUCUUUGACUAGUUCUUGUCAUAAAUUACUAUAAAAAUGAAAGUUGCUAAAGUUAUUCCCAUUUACAAAACCGGUGAAAGGCAUCAUUUUACAAACUAUAGACCAGUGGCAAUACUCUCCCAGUUCUCUAAGAUACUGGAAAAACUUUUCAUAAAAAGAUUUGACAGUUUUGUGGAAAAAUAUGAAUUACUGACAGAUAGUCAGUAUGGGUUCAGAAGCAACAGAUCAACAGCUUUAGCACUGAUAGAUUUAAUGGAAAAGAUAACGGAAUGUAUGGAUAAUAAGAGGUAUGCACUCGGCAUUUUCUUAGAUUUAAAGAAGGCGUUUGAUACUGUUAAUCAUGAAAUUUUAUUAAAAAAACUGGAAAAGUAUGGGUUUAGGGGAGUGGUUUUGGAAUGGUUUAAAAGCUAUCUAGGGAAUAGGAAACAAUAUGUACAAAUAAAUGAAUAUAAAUCUAAUCUGAUGGAUAUAGCUUGUGGAGUACCUCAAGGUUCGGUAUUGGGUCCAAAAAUGUUUAUUAUGUACUUAAAUGAUAUUUGCAGAGUAUCGGAGAUUUUAAAGUUUGUAAUAUUUGCUGAUGACACAAAUAUACUAUGUUCAGGUGUGGAAUUGCCACAGGUUUUGGAGAUGAUCACACAGGAAUUAACAAUAUUAAAGAAGUGGUUUGAUAUAAAUAAAUUAUCAUUGAAUCUAGAUAAAACCAAAUUUAUGUUGUUUGGAAAACAAAAGAAAAACAUCAAAAUAGAAAUAUGUGUUGACAAUGUAUAUUUAGAAAGAGUAAAUGAAAUAAAAUUUCUUGGUGUGAUCAUUGACCACAAGCUCUGUUGGAAGCCACACAUUACUUAUGUUCGGGGGAAAAUGGCACGGGGCAUUGCCGUCCUGGGGAAAGCAAAGCCUAUGUUGGAUCAGAAAGCACUGCACAUAUUAUACUGUGCUUUACUACUGCCAUAUAUGAGCUACUGUGUAGAGGUUUGGGGAAACACAUACAAAAGUAAUACACAAACAAUAACUAUAAUACAGAAAAGGGCCAUUAGAUUAAUAAAUAAUGUGGGGUACAGGGACCAUACAAAUGCACUCUUUGUCAAAAUGCAAGCUAUUAAAUUCAAAGACUUGGUGGAGUUUAAAACAGCGCAAAUAAUGUAUAAAGUAAGAAAUAAAUUGCUUCCAAAAGAAAUCUGUAAAUUGUUCAUAGAAAGAGAAGGUGGGUAUAACUUAAGAGGGAAAUGGAAUUUAAAAAUACAAAGUGCUAGAACAACUUUAAGAACUAUGUCUCUCUCAAUUGCAGGAGUUAAAUUAUGGAACAGUCUAACAGAAGAAAUAAAAGAAAGUAAAAACGUAAGCCAGUUUAAAGUAAAAUAUAAAAAACAAAUUUUAAAUAAGUAUAAGAAUGAAGAAAACGGGGUUAACCCAGGACGGUAAUGUGGCUGGUAAUGGUAUUGUGGUUCUUGGUUGUUGUUUUUUUUGGUUUGUUUGUUUUUCCAUAACUUAUGAAUAUGCAAAUAUACACAUUCUGUAUUUUUCAUAUAAAAGAAACUAUACUGUGGUGGGGCUUGCUAAUUUCUUUUUUUUAUUUAUGUAUGUUUUGUUUUGUUUUGCUGUACUUUUGUUUCAUAUGUUGUUUGUUUAAUUUAAGACUAAAAGAAAAUUAAAAGAAUGAGAGGUAAAACUUGAGGGGGUAGGGACAAAUAAGUAAUUACUUCUGCCUACUCCUUUUCAAACAAAUAAUGAAAUGAUAUUUGGAAAUGAUUGUGAAGGCACAUGUUUGAAAUAAAAAUGAACUGA
Molecule: messenger RNA, 3151 nt
Organism: Pelmatolapia mariae (spotted tilapia)
Lineage: Eukaryota; Metazoa; Chordata; Actinopteri; Cichliformes; Cichlidae
Gene: mrps23
Product: mitochondrial ribosomal protein S23
Exons: 5
Coding region: 152-736 (194 amino acids)
Biological process (GO): translation
Cellular component (GO): mitochondrion; ribosome
Molecular function (GO): structural constituent of ribosome
Source: RefSeq, a predicted model, not a curated record